AUUCAAAAUUAUAAAAUUAUAAAAAUAAUAUAUAAUUUUUAUAUAAUAUUUAUAUCCGCGAAAUCAUGAACAACCACCUAGUAAAUAUAUAAUAUCCUAACAUCUUUCCUUUUAUUAGUGAGUUUUAAAUUGAGGUAAUUUCUUAAUGGGGUUGGUUUUCUGAUUUUAACAUUUCUAACAAAAUAUUUGAUGUGUUUUUAUUUGAUUUUGAAAACACGGAGCAAAAUGCAGUAUAUUAUUAAAUAAGAGUACUGGAUUGCUAGAAAUGUUAUGUAAAAGAAAGUGGGGGUAGAAAAAUAAAAAUGCACAGUACCUAAUAUUCAUGCCUUCCAUUCCUUUGUUUGGAAGGUGAAAUGCAUCCCAGAAGAUACACUUCUUGUAGGGCAGAUGACGACUUAACCACUUGCCAAUAAUUAUUGGAUAUCAUCAAAUUAACAGUGUAAAAAAUUGUUUUCAUCAACAUCCCCUAUAUAUUAGUUCUGAAGCAUUACAAUAUUUUUUGCAGCCACGUAUUAUCACUAAGAUAAUUCUUAAGAAAAUAAAUUGAUUCAUAUAAAUAUAUAUUAUAUUUUUUAUUAAAAUAACUAUCAAAUUGAUUAGUAGUUUACAAAAUAAUAUUAUUAAUUCUUUCCUUAAAUAAAAACUAUGGAAUUAUCUAAUAUGAUUAGCAUAUAUAUGACAAUUAAUGAUUAUGAAUAAUACAUAUUUGAUAAUAAUUUUUGUAUCCUCACUCUUCUUUGUUUAACUUUAUAUUAUUAAAAUAAAUUAAACAAUCACAUUAAGCAUAUAAUUUAAGCAUUAUAAUACAUAGUUUACGGAUUGUUCUCAAUUGGUGAAGAUUGUUUCAGAACCUAAAGAAUGACCAACAUUUAAAAGCUACCUGGAAGACAUUAAGCUUCUCAGAAGAAGUUUCCUCAACUCAGAAAUCAUUCAUGUUCCUCGGAUGGCGAACCUCAAGGCGGAUAGCUUAGCACGCACUGCUAGAAAACAACCCUUUUUUGUCGUACGCAUUGAUGCAUAGUUACCAUUUUGGUUUACAGAGUCAACAUAAGUCUGUAAAUGUUUGCUGUAAAAAAAAAAUCACAUUAAGCAUAUAAUUAAAAAAAAUUAGACUUUUUCUUAUAUGUUAUGUUUUGAAUUUUUUAAAACGACUAUAAAUUACUAAAAAUAGUAAAAUAUCAAUGGUUUAACUUUUUUUUGUUCAAUCAAGAUACAAAAGAUCAUAAAUCAUAUUAAUAUACAUUAAUAAAUAUUCAUAUUAAUAUCAUUUAAAAUAAAUUAUAUACUAUAUAAACAAGAAAUUUCCUAGAAUGACCAAAAUAAGUUUUAUUAAAGGGUAAAUAUAUAUAUUUUAUACCCUAAGGUUAACUAAUUUAGCCUUAUGAUUUAGAGUUAAAGUAUGGGGUUUUGAGGGUAGAGUUUCAAACUUUAAAAAAUAAAAAAAUAAAUAUUUAAAAUUUUAAAAUAAAAAGAGCUAUUUUGAUCAUUUUUUAGACAUUGUUUUGGUGACAAAAAUUUAAAAUGACUAUUUAAGAGAAUUGCCCAUAUGAAAAUAUAUUGAUUUCAAAAUUUGUAUUGAAAAAUUAUUGAGAUCUAAAUAUUAGAUGAUAACUUGUGGAGAGUCAAUAAUAAACAAAUCGAGAGAAGAAAUCCUAAUCUUAUUUUAUUAUUUUACAAUCGAUGUUUCCUAUCUGGUUUUGAUGAUUUGUGUCAGCCACAAAACUUAAUUUUUUUGUGCAUAUGAAGUAUUACAAAUAUUUAAAUGAGUUCUAAUACGUUUACUAUUCACCAACGGUGAUAUAUUUAAGAGAUCAACAUUUGUAUUUGUCAUUUUACAACUGAUAAAAAUUGUAGUGUUACAAAAUGUUAAAACUAUUUAAUGAACAAACAUUAGAAUAAAAAACUAAUCCGCGCGCAAAUUAUCAUCUAGAGCAUUACAACUUUUUUGGUUGCCACGUGUUAUUACCACACUGAUUCUUAUAAUCUUUACAGAAAUAGGUUGGUUCAAAUAAAUAUAUAAUAAGUUUUUUAUUAACCUAACCAUAAAUUAAUUAUUAAUGUUCUCAGUUAUUUCUUUAAAUAAAAACUACAGAAUUUACUAAUGUGGUUAAAGUAUAUAUGACAAUUAAUGAAUUUAAAUAAUAAAGAUUUGAUACAGUUAGUGCACCCUCUAUCGUUUUUGUUUACCUUUAAAUUAUUAAAAUAUAAAUUAACAAUCACAUUAACCAUAUAAUAAAAAUUUAGAUCUUUCCGUAUAUAUUAUAUUUUGAAAUUUUUAAAAAGUCUCACAUUAAAAAAUUUAUGCUCCAUGGUUUAAUUUUUUUAGACAAGAAGCAAAUGAUUAUAAAAUCAUAUAAGAUUACAAAAUCAUAUAUAUAUAUUAUGAUUAAAAAAAUAUAUAUAUUAAUAUCUUUUAAAUUAAACUAUAUACCAUAGAAAAUAAAUAAAUAUUUUAGUUUUGAAAUUUUGUUUAAACAAUUUUUUUAUAAAAGUUUUUAACAAUUACUGACAACUUAGUAUUUAAAUUUCAAAAUUUGUAUAGAAUUUUUUAAAAAAUUAUAAAUUACUUAAACUUUUAAACAUUACACAAUGAAAAUGGUGUUAUCAGUGAUUUAAAGUUUUUUUAUAAAAAGAUACAAAUCAUCAAAAAUACAAAUGAGUAGAAUGCAUCAUUUAACAUAUAUCAAUAUUAAAAUAUAUUAUAUAUUUAAGUAUAUAUUAUUUAAAUUUAAUUAUAUACAAUAUAAAAUAGAAAAGGUAAUUGUUUCGGUUAACAAAAUUUAUUUAUGUAUUCUCACCAAUUUAAUUAUAUAUUUAAUAGUUACUAAUUUUAUCUAUAUAUCCAAUAUAUUAUUUUAUAAUAUGUAAAAGAAUAUAUAACACGUAAAAUAAUUUGAAUAUACAAUGUUCAUCCGGUGCCUUGAAAGUCAUGUGGGUACCUGCUGCUUGUGGAAUUUUUAGACUUAUAGUUUUAUAUUUAAAGCCCCUCUUUCGGAGAACGAGUAGGGAGCACUUUAUCUUUACAAGCUUUUAUGAUCAUGAAGCUGUUUCUUUUACUUGCGUUCAACCCUCUCAUCUUAUUCCAAAUUUUGGAUGCGAGGUUUAUUCAUGAAGCGUCUAAGCUUGAUGGUAACGCUGAUAGAAAAGCUUUACUAGUGUUCAAGUCUCAAGUUUUUGAAAACAAUAGAGUAGCCUUGGUCUCGUGGAAUGACUCAACUCCGUUCUGCCAAUGGAAAGGUGUUACAUGUGGCCGCAAACAUAAAAGAGUUACAGGUUUAGACCUGGGAGGGUUAGAACUUGGUGGGAUCAUCUCGCCUGCUAUCGGUAAUCUUUCUUUCCUCAGAUCUCUUAAUCUUGAAGAGAACUCUUUUGGUGGUACCAUCCCAAAAGAGGUGGGAAUGUUGUUUAGGCUUCAACAGUUGAAUAUGAGCUAUAAUAAUCUCAAAGGAGGGAUUCCAACAAGCCUGUCUAACUGCUCUAGAUUGGUGACACUUGAUUUAACAUCAAACAAUCUUGUAAACGGUUUACCGUCAGAGCUAGGAGGAUCGUUGUCUAGCCUUGAAAUUUUGUUUCUUAGUAAAAACAAUCUUUCAGGGAGGUUUCCAACAUCUUUAGGAAACCUAACAUCACUCAGAAAACUUUCCAUUGGAUUUAAUAACAUGGAUGGAGAGGUUCCAAAAACAAUAGGUAGACUGAGCCAGUUGAUAAAUCUCCAAAUUUCAAUGAAUAAUCUCUCAGGUUUUUUCCCACCAGCAAUUUACAACUUAUCCUCACUUAGGUAUUUGUCCAUUGGUGCCAACCAUUUCUCGGGUAGUCUAAGGCCUGAUUUUGGAUAUAUGCUUGCAACACUUAGAGAGUUGGUAUUGGGAAUGAACUCUUUCUCAGGAGAUCUUCCAAAAACAAUAUCCAAUAUCUCGACCCUUGAAGUGCUAGAGGUUUCAGAAAACCAUUUCACAGGAAGUAUCCCAGUUAGUUUUGGAACAUUACAAAAUAUUCAAUAUUUGGGGCUUCACAAAAAUUUUUUUGGAGGAAACAGCCUAGGGGAAGAUCUUGAAUUUCUCAAGUCUUUGGUCAACUGCACUAAGCUUCAAAUGUUGGAUGUUGGUUACAAUAGACUUGGAGGGGAAUUUCCAAUCCAUGUAGCUAAUCUUUCUAACGAUCUAACAAAAAUAUUCCUUGGAGGAAAUCUCAUAUCUGGAGGCAUUCCUCAUGAGAUUGGGAAUCUCAUAAACCUGCAAGCAUUUGCCAUGGAGAGUAAUUUGUUGACACAAGGAAUACCAGCAUCUCUUGGGAAGAUUUCAGGAUUAAUUUUGUUGGCACUGCACUCAAAUAGAAUGUCAGGAGAGGUACCAAGUGAUCUCGGAAACAUCACUCGGUUAGAGAUGCUCCAAUUAUUCCAAAAUCAUUUUGAAGGAGGCAUUCCUCCUAGUCUUGGAAACUGUAGUUUCCUGUUAUCCCUUUGGAUUGGAUAUAACAGGCUAAACGGAACUAUACCUCAAGAAAUCAUGCAGCUGGAAUCUCUUGUUGAAUUGUCUAUGGAUAGAAAUCAGCUGUCCGGUCGUUUUCCUAAAGAUGUUGGAAGAUUAAAACACGUUGGUCACCUAUCUGUCGCAGACAAUAGGUUGCAUGGAAACAUCCCAGAGACAAUAGGAGAUUGUCUCAACAUGGAAGAACUUUACCUGGGAGGAAAUGCAUUUGAUGGAGCUAUUCCAGAUGUCAGAAACUUGAGAGGACUUACACACUUCAACUUAUCAACCAACAAUUUUUCAGGCAACAUACCUGAAUAUCUAGCCAACUUUUCCUCGUUGAAGAAUUUAGAUCUCUCUGGUAACAACUUUCAGGGAGCUGUUCCAACAAAAGGAGUCUUCCAACAUCCUGGAAACUUUUCGGUAUCUGGUAAUAGAAAUCUUUGUGGAGGAAUGCCUGAACUCAAGUUAAAGCCAUGCCCUCGAAACGUCGUAGUAGCAAGGACGAGGAGAAGACAUUCAUCAAACAAGAAGAAAAUUUUCAUCAGUGUUGGUGUUGGUGUUGGUGUAGUAGCUUCUCUUCUGUUGUUGGCUCUAAGUUUGCUUAUGAAAAGGAAGAAGAAAAACACCAACCACUUGAUGAUGUCGAAUCCUCCAAUAUUAGACCCUUUCUAUGAAAGGGUAAGCUAUGAGGAACUUCGAGCUGCGACGAAUGAGUUCUCCUCCAGCAAUCUGAUUGGUUCAGGAAACUUUGGUUCUGUUUUUAGAGGGUUGCUUGGUCCGGAGGAGUCUAAAGCUGUUGCGGUUAAAGUUCUAAAUCUUCAAACGCGGGGCGCAGCCAAGAGCUUUAUGGCGGAAUGUGAAGCCUUGAAAGGUAUAAGGCAUCGAAACCUCGUGAAACUUGUGACUUCUUGUUCAAGCAUUGAUUUCAAAGGAAAUGAAUUCAAAGCUCUAGUGUACGAGUUUAUGCCCAACGGAAACCUAGACACGUGGCUGCACCACCACCAAGUGGAUGUCGAAGAAGGCUCUUUAAAUCAUACAAGACCGCUGAAGCUAUCUGAACGACUUAACAUAGCCAUAGAUGUGGCUUCUGUUUUGGAUUAUAUCCAUUCCCAUUGUCAUGACCCUUUAGCUCAUUGUGAUCUAAAGCCAAGCAAUGUUCUCCUAGACAAUGAUCUAACAGCCCAUGUAAGUGACUUUGGUCUUGCUCGGAUCAUUGACCAAGAGUCAUUUAUCAACCAAGUUAGCUCCACCGGUGUUAGAGGAACCAUCGGCUAUGUAGCACCAGAAUAUGGAAUGGGAGGCAAACCAUCGAGGGAAGGGGAUUUGUACAGCUUUGGGGUUCUUUUGCUGGAGAUGUUCACUGGAAAGCGCCCGACGGAUGAACUUUUUGUGGAAGGUUUUACUCUCCGUAGCUAUACCGAGUCCGCAUUGGCAGAACGUGUCCUCGAGAUAGCUGACACAUCGAUUCUCAGCGGUGAAAUUCAUAACAAGAACAUGAGUACUGUUGCUAAGUGUUUGAAGAUGGUUUUUAAUGUGGGGAUACGGUGUUGUGAACAAUCUCCCACAGAUCGGAUGACAAUGGCUCAAGCUUUACCUGAAUUAAUCUCACUCCGAGAGAGGUUCUUCAGGACCAAUAUGAGGAAAAUGUAGACGCUCGGCUCAUGUGGUGAUCUCUUGCAAACUUUGCACACGGACAAAGCACGUUUCCUUAGAGACAUAUACAAUACUCGAAUCUAUUGUGGAAAUUUUAGUAGUUGAUGUGUGUGUACUGCUUUGUAAUUUGAAUUUAAAUUUUGUGUGGCUAAAACUGAUCUUGUGCAAGAGUGAUAUUGGUAAUUUUUGUAAGAAAUCGACCGAGCUCUGUCUCUCCCUCUCUCUGUUUUAUCAUUUUUUGUUUGUCUUUCACCAACUCUUGUUUGCACAACAAGGAUCUAUAUAUUUUUUCGUUCUAUCCUCACGACUAUAAUGUGGUAUUUAAUUCACUGAAAGAAUUUUUUUCGUCUAAAAGUGUUUUUAUUCAAAAACAAAGAACAUAGAAGUUGAUAGAAAUGAUACAUCAUAUAAAAAAAAAUCAAAACAAACUCUUGGAAAACAAUAUAACCCGUUAGAAAAUACGAUCUGACAAAUACGAUUACAAGAAAAAUCAGUUAUGAAAUUUAGAUCCAAAUUUGGUUGGCUUUUCCGCAUAACAACUGCUGCAGCUACGUCAUUGUUUACACGAUAAAAAUUCUAGAUAAAAAUAUAUCAUUUUCCUUUGGUUAGAUCUCUUCCGAAAGCGAUCUUUUCAAAGAAGUUUGCUUUAGGUCGAACCAUUUGUGACAACCAUUUUAAAAGAUCGGUGCACAACUCUGAAUAUAAAAACUGGAGGAAAAUACAAAUAUCGACAAAAACUUUGAAAGAUAUAACUGGAAUAAACCCAUGAUACUAAAAAAAUAAGGAAGAAAAGACUAGAAUUUAGUGUAAAUGUUUAGAAUUUAAAAUAGUUGUUAUUUUAAUCUCUAGUUAAUGCUAUUUUGGGAAAUUGAGUUUCAAGGAAUAAUACAUUUGAAUUUAUUGAACAUCAUUCACCUACCGAUCUUGAAUGAAAAAGGCAAAAUUUGAGCAUAACCGCAACAUUUGCACUGCCCACCUACCCCACCCAACCGACCGGGGAUAGCAAUUAUACCAAACCAAUGAACUUAUCGGUUUAACAGUGGUAAAUGUUUUUCCAAAUAUCGGUCAAAUGGAUACCAAAACAGCAGGAGUUUGUUACGUAGUAACAACCAAUGUUUCUAAACCGUACCCGGACCACUUACCUGGUCGAGGGGUCACUGGGUCGACCACGGAUGAACUACAUAUUAAUAAAUGAAUUAAUAUUAUUAUAUAAUAAUAUAUUAACUAUGAAAAUAAAUAUGUUUAAAAAAACAUUUAGAAAAUAUUACACUUUUGUUUUUAUAUUUUUAUUUUCAUUUGACAUACAAAAUAUCAAAAAUAGAUUAGACUAUUUAAAAUUUUCUCUAACAAAGUAAGAGUUAUGAUAUCUAAAAAAUCAAGAUAUAAAAUUCAUAAAAAUUUAAAUGUCUAAUAUGAAUAAUAAAUUAACUUUCACAUUUAAAACAAACCAAAGUAAAAGAUCAUUGUAAUAAAUUAUCAAUAACGGAAAUAAACUAACACCAAAUCACAUCAACUAAUUUUGGUUCUCUCUACCAUCGUUCACUUCAUUUGCUUCAUAUGGCAUAGUGAAAUCUUCAUCAAAAUCUAAAAAUCACAAAUAUAAAACUGAAAAAGAAAAACCUAACUUUUUGUUAGCACAUAACUUCUUAAUUGGAAACUUAGAAUAUAAAACAUAAUCUAAAAACUAAAAAAAAAGAAGUAAAA
Brassica rapa (field mustard) is the source of this 7826-nucleotide messenger RNA. Its product is annotated as probable LRR receptor-like serine/threonine-protein kinase At3g47570. Gene Ontology annotation, molecular function: protein kinase activity; receptor serine/threonine kinase binding; ATP binding. NCBI's taxonomy places the organism in Eukaryota, Viridiplantae, Streptophyta, Magnoliopsida, Brassicales, Brassicaceae. Gene Ontology annotation, biological process: protein phosphorylation. The record is from RefSeq and is a predicted model, not a curated record.